AUGGCCGAAGCAACUUCAAGCAAGAGUCACCCUGCUCCUGAACAGAGUAGAUCCUCUGCUUCAGAGCAUGGCCACGAGACAAAGUCCUCGGCGGUUGUCGUAUCAACUACUGUCCCAGAGGUUGAACCUGAUGCCAAGUCCAGCUCAAAAUGGCGUCGAUUUGCAAGCUUCUUCUGGGACUCGAUUGACGGCGACCCAGAGUAUCGCAGCUACGUUAGACGACUAGAUAUGAUCUUCUUUCCAACUGUUCUCCUCGGAUACUUUAUUAAAUACUUGGAUCAGACAAACUACAGCAACGCAUUCGUCAGCGGAAUGCAGGAAGAUCUUCAGUUAUAUGGAAACGAGCGCAACUGGCUUAAUACAUGGUUUAGUCUAGGCAUCAUGGUUGGGGCCGUGCCAGCACAGAUGACAUCUCUGAGCGUUGUCCGACCCUCGAUCCUAAUUCCGGUUUGCGAGGUGAUUUGGUCAGCCUUGGCAAUUGGUAUGGGUUUCACUCAUAGCAUCAAAGUGAUGUAUGCUUUGCGAUUUUUGACAGGAUUGGCUGAAGCUUGUGCAUUCCCGGGCUACAUCGCUAUGCUGGGAAGCUGGUAUGGUCCCAAGGAGCUCACCAAGCGACUGGCCAUCCUCCUCGAGGUUGAGUCAAUAGCCAGCAUGUUCAGUGGCUAUCUCCAGGCUGGCUUAUACACUAGUAUGAACGGGCGUUCAGGCCUAGCAGGCUGGCGAUGGCUGUUCAUUAUGGAUGGAAUCAUCUCUCUGCCAAUUGCGUUUUGGGGAUUCUUCGGCUUGCCUGACCACCCUCACAACACCAAAGCAUUCUACUGGUCGAAAAAGCAUAUUCAGUACGGUCUAGAAAGAAUCGAGAAAUUCGGGCAGACUCGUCAAAUAAAACUGAACUGGUCAGAGGUCAAGCGCAUCUACUUGGGAUGGGAGAUUUGGAUGUUUGUCGUCCCCUAUACAAUGGUGGCCGCAUGCCAUACUUCCACAAGUUAUUUCAAUUUGUGGUUAAAGCAUGAGGGAUACAGUGUCGUCGAGACCAACUACCUGCCGACUGGUGGCAACGCGCUCGCAAUUGUUGUAACAGUGGCUUGGGGCAUGAUUGCGGAUCGCACGAAGCAAUACUUCUGGUUGAUUCUGGCUCUCCAGGUCUUAAUGAUCCUUGCUAAUAUUCUGCUAUCUGUUUGGGAUAUCCCCAAGUCAGCCCUGAUGUUUUCAUACUACAUUUCUUACGCCGGAUCGGCUGCCACACCUGUUCUGAUUAGCUGGGCUUAUGGUCUCAACGCUGGGGACAAUAAUAGAAGGCAGCUGCUAGUUGCCACCGCCAAUGUCGUAUCAUACGCUUGGGUUCUGUGGGUGCCUCUUGUCCUUUUCCCAACCUAUGAUGCACCAAAAUACAAGUAUGGGUAUCAAAUUCUCAUCUUGUUUGGUGGCAUCGCCAUUAUAAGCAUAGUUUUGAUGAGGUAUCUCUAUGAGAGGAAAGAACGAAAUGAAGGCAAAAUCGCUUCUUCACCUUCAACUGAGGUAGCUCCUCCGCAACCAAGCUUAAAGGAAUCAGAUCCAUGA
Molecule: messenger RNA, 1560 nt
Organism: Clonostachys byssicola
Lineage: Eukaryota; Fungi; Ascomycota; Sordariomycetes; Hypocreales; Bionectriaceae
Source: the annotation of a GenBank genome assembly